CUCAAAAGCGAGGGGAAAUUAUCGGAACAAAAUUUCCCAAAGGGCCUGCCAUUAUAUCAUUCUCAACUAGUCAGAGGGGCCACAUUUUCGUCAUUUCCCCUCUCUCUCUCUCUCUCUCUCUCUCCUUCUUCUUCUUCUUCUCCCUGUGAAAAUAUGGAAGUUGCAGAGAAUUAGGGAGGAAAUUGAGGAAGCUCAGGGGCUAAUAAUGAUGCAAGGUGGUGAAGGACCGCUACUUCUUUCCCUCUCUCCAAGCUUUAGCAGCUACUCCUCCGGCAGAUUUGCUGAAAUUGCCGCCCGUGUCGUUGAGGAAUUCCGGAAAGAAUCCGAUUCUGAUCCCGAUAUUUUCGACUGGAAAACUGAUGCUUCUUCGCUCCAACACGGAGGCGAACCGGAAGAAUUCAACCUAGCAGCUCACCAGGAUGGUAAUGGUGGAACUGAGACUGUUGUUGGUGAAGUCGGAGACAACGAUGAGUUCGAAUUCGCUGUCGUUCCGAGGGAGCCGCAGGCGAUGACGACCUCGGCUGAGGAUAUCUUCUACAACGGCCAGAUUAGACCGAUUUAUCCGGUUUUCAACACGAAUCUGUUGUUGAACGGUUCUCUUACAGAUAAGAGUAAAAACGUUGGCGGCAACGAAGACUUGAAGAAAUCCAAGGCGACGAGAGUUCAUCGUCCGUCGCUGGGGAAACUGAUGAGCGAAGAGCGUGAGUCGAAUUCUUGCUCGUCGUCUGAGGCCGACGAGCUUGACGGAGUUAUUCCUGGAACGUACUGCGUCUGGUCGCCGAAGGAAUCGCUCGAGAGAUGCAAAAAGAGCAAUUCGAUGGGCUCGUCGAAGAGAUGGAAGCUCCGAGACCUCUUAUACAGAAGCAAUAGCGACGGAAAGGACACGUUCGUGUUUUUAGCACCAAACAAGAGAGUUGAGAAAGUCGCCGAGGUCUCAAAGGGAAAAGGUAGUAGCGGUACCGGUGACGAAAAGACCGCCGGAAAAGUAAAGCCGAGCAGAGUCGCCGCUGCAACGGCUGCUAAUGGCGCGACGGAGGGAGCGGAUACGAGGAGUCAAUCGGUUCCGUAUACACAGGAAACGGUGGAUUUAUUCGCCGAGGUCAAUGGUAUGAACAAAAACUCACAUCUAUUUUGAACAUUAUUAGGGUUUGAACUUUGAAAUAAGAUUGAUUUGGGGGAAGAAGAGUUUGAAGAAAARAAAACCUAAUCUGGAAAAUUAAUUAAUGAGUUUUUAUCAGGAUCAAUUCCGUGUUAUUGUGAGAAAAUUAUCUUUGAUUUGGAAUAAUUAAUUGUAAAACGUCAAUCAUCUACCAUGUAGGAAUAGCCCAUCUUGUGUGUGAAUGGUUGGGAAUGAG
Molecule: messenger RNA, 1355 nt
Organism: Momordica charantia (bitter melon)
Lineage: Eukaryota; Viridiplantae; Streptophyta; Magnoliopsida; Cucurbitales; Cucurbitaceae
Source: RefSeq, a predicted model, not a curated record